CUCUCAAUUUGAUCGUGACCCCUCAGAUUAGCUUGACCAUUCUGUUAUGUAGCUCUUGAUUCCAGCAUCAAUUGAGUUUCAAACAUGGGGCGCUUCAAUUCGAAACAAUUAUGCAUAUUUGCGUGUUUUUUGUCAAAUAUAGACUGCGCUAAAAUACUCGGGGUGUUUAUUUUACCCGGUCCCAGCCAAUAUAUGGCAGGUAGCACGUUGAUGAAAAUUUUAGCAGCAAGAGGACACGAAGUGACUGUUGUUAGUGUUUUUGGAGAAAAUAACCCCCCAAAAAAUUACAGGGACGUAGUUCUCGAUGGUAUUUACGAAAAAUUCACCAACGACCACCAGCCCAAUAUGUUCAACCGAGUGUCAAAAGACCUCUUGAAACCCUUAGAAAUCCACCAAAUGACUAUGGCGAUCAUGGAGAACGUCUUCAACCACUCUAAAUUCCAGGAAUUCAUGAACACCAAGCAAGAAUUCGAUCUAGUCAUCUUAGAACAACUUCAAACAGAAGCAUUGAAGUACAUUGCUCACCACUUCGAAGCUCCUCUCAUUGUUUACAGCGCCAUGGAUGCCAACUACUGGACCAACCCCUACCAAGGCAACCCUGAACCUCCAUCUUACGUUCCAAACGUCCAUCUACCCUACAGUUGCACCAUGUCCUUUUUUCAACGCUUGUGGAACUCCCUUAUGUACGUCUAUAACUUAAUUCUACGAGAGUUCUUGGUGCACCCUCAGCAAGAACAACUCCUUCACAAAUAUUAUCCGCAGGCACCGAGUCUGGACAGUAUGAUGUACAACGUGUCUUUGGUGCUUCUAAAUUCGGAUCUGAGCGUGUAUGAGCCAGUACCAAAGGUUCCAAGCAUGGUAACCAUAGGUGGGUUUCAUAUCAAAGCCCCAAAAGCCUUACCAGAAGACCUGCAAAGAUUGCUCGAUGAAGCGGAGCAGGGCGUAGUUUACUUCAGUAUGGGUUCCAACUUAAAGAGCAAGAAUAUUCCAAGCCAGACCAGGGAUUUUCUCUUGAGGACCUUCGCAGAGUUGAAAGAAACAGUGUUCUGGAAGUUUGAAGAUGAAAGUUUGAAGAAUAAACCUACGAAUGUUGUGGUUAGGAAGUGGUUUCCACAAAAUGACGUUUUAGCACACAGAAACAUCAAGCUCCUCAUCACACACGGUGGUAUUUUUAGUUCGAUGGAAGCAGUCUACCACGGGGUUCCUGUGUUAGCCCUACCAGUAUUCGCUGACCAAUACGUGAACUCUAUCAGAGCAACUUUGAACGGUUAUGCUAGGAAUAUACCCUUCAGAGAACUCACAGAGGAAAAAUUCCGAGAGGACCUAGAAGAGUUAUUGAGGAAUCCCAAAUACAAGGCUAAUGCAGAAAGAAGAUCACUGAUAAUGAAGGAUAAGCCUCUAACCUCUGCAGAAAAUUUGAUUUUUCACGUUGAACAUGUCAUAAGGCAUAAGGGUGCUGGACAUUUGAGAGUAGCAGCCUUGGAUUUGAACAUAUUUCAGUAUCUUCUCUUAGAUGUCAUAACUUUCAUGGUUUGCUCAGUAAUUUUAUCAAUCUUCAUUUUGAAAUUUUUGUUAAGAAGAUUAUUCAAUUUGGUAAAUAAGAAGAAAACUAAAACACAUUGAGGAAAAAGAGGAAAAUUAUAAAUAAAAAGGUGUUUCGUAA
Harmonia axyridis is the source of this 1663-nucleotide messenger RNA. RefSeq names its product UDP-glucosyltransferase 2-like. The transcript has 4 exons. The record is from RefSeq and is a predicted model, not a curated record. Gene Ontology annotation, molecular function: UDP-glycosyltransferase activity. Lineage: Eukaryota; Metazoa; Arthropoda; Insecta; Coleoptera; Coccinellidae. Bases 85 to 1623 code for a protein of 512 amino acids.